Molecule: messenger RNA, 1895 nt
Organism: Dermatophagoides farinae (American house dust mite)
Lineage: Eukaryota; Metazoa; Arthropoda; Arachnida; Sarcoptiformes; Pyroglyphidae
Product: abl interactor 2
Biological process (GO): neuron migration
Cellular component (GO): lamellipodium; actin-based cell projection; SCAR complex
Molecular function (GO): signaling adaptor activity; SH3 domain binding
Source: RefSeq, a predicted model, not a curated record
AUCAUGAUUUUUUUUGGGAGUAUCCAUCCAUCCAGCCAUAAUUUAUAUAUUGUUUGUUUGUGUGACAAUUGUAUCCUUAUUUCUUGGAAUAAAUAAUCAAUUUUUUUUCCUCCAAUUUCCUUCAUCACUACCAAAUCAUUCAUUGUCUUUUUUUGUCUGCUGAAGCAACAAACCAAUAAUAAUUAAUAAUAAGUUAUGGUCAUGGAAACAGUGAUCAAUCCGGAAUUGAAUGAACAUUUGAAUUCCAAUGGUCAAUCAUCACAACAACAGCAUACAACCAAUCUAGAAGAAUUAUGUUCAUUAUUACGAAAUGAAGUUCCUGAAUCACGGCAAACAUUAUUGGAUACACAAUCGAAUUUGGAAAAGGUUGCCGAUUAUUGUUCAACAGCAUAUAUUGAGUCUGACGAUAAACGAUUUGCAUUUGAAAAUACGAAAAAUUAUACGACACAUUCAUUGGCAUCAGUUGCAUAUCAAAUAAACACAUUGGCCUUUAAUGUUUUACAUAUGCUUGAAUUGCAAACAAAUCAAAUAUCCGAAAUGGAAUCACAGAUGAAUUAUAUAUCGCAAAAAUUUCAAUUUCAUAAUGAAAAAGUUGCACGUAGAAAGAUUGCAUUGCUUACAUCAGCCAAAACAAUGGUACGACAACCAAAAGUAUUGAUGCCUGCAAAUCAAGAAAAACAAUCCAAAUACAUAAGAAAACCAAUUGAUUUUAGUCUUUUGGAUGAUAUUGGUCAUGGUGUAAAAAUUUCUAAUCAAUCCAAUUUCUUAAGAAGCCUAAAUACAACUAGUAAUUCAGGUCGAAUGAGUGGUGUACAAACAUUGGGACCAAAAUCAUCAAUGUCAUCAUUAUCACAUUAUCAUCAUUAUAAUACAUUGAGUGGUGGUAGUGGACCAGCGCCAACAACAAAACCACCGACACCACCACAAGCCAUACGUUCUGGUUUCGGUACAUUAUCACGUUCAUCACAGAAUAAAGAAUAUCGUGCAUUAGUACCACCAAUAGCGCCACCACAAGUGCCAAAAAAUUAUGAAUCAAAUUAUCCAAUUGGUCAUCCAAAAAGUGCUAUCAUACAUCGACAACCUAGUAUUACUGGCAGUACUGGAAGUGGAACUGGUGGUGGAUAUGCAACUGGUCAUCAUCAUCAUCAACAAAAUAAUCAAUAUAUGGCCGGUUAUUCACAUUAUCAUCCCGGUUCUUCUGCUGUUUCAUUAAAUUCAAACAUGUAUGGCCAUACAACUAAUAAUAAUAAUAAUAAUAAUAAUCAGCAACAAAUAAAUACUAGUUUGGAUAAUAAUAAUAAUAAUGAUAAUAAUAAUUGUCCACCACCGCCACCACCACCACCUCUGCCAUCAGCUCAAUUAGAUCCAAAUGAUUCUUCAUUACCCGAUCCACCAUCUCCAUCCAAUAUUCAACAACAACAACAUCAUCAUCAUCAUAGUAAUUAUGAUGGUCGUAAUACAACAGCAUCACCACCGCUGCCACCACCUCCUCCAACCAUUGAUAAUGUUCAUCAUGGUAUUAAUCAUCAUCCAAUGAUGAAUAAACAACAUUCCAUUUAUGGUACAUCAAGUAUGAGACAAAAUGUUCCAGAUUGGGUACCAGCUAAUUAUAUUGAAAAAGUAAUUGCCAUCUAUGAUUAUUCGGCCGAUAAAGAUGAUGAAUUGACAUUUCAAGAAAAUUCUGUCAUUUAUGUAACACGUAAAAAUGAUGAUGGAUGGUUUGAAGGUGUUAUGAAUGGUGUACUUGGAUUAUUUCCUGGCAAUUAUGUUGAACCAUGUCUUUGAACAACAUGAAAACAUUUUCAAUUUAUUUAAUGAGUUUUUUUCAAGUAUUUUAUAUCACUAUAUAUAACAAUAUAUUUUUUAUGAUAACCAAAAAAAAAUUUUUCAAUUUU